This is a messenger RNA of Tachyglossus aculeatus (Australian echidna), 2886 nucleotides long. It is a transcript of the gene BEND4, whose product is annotated as BEN domain containing 4. The coding region runs from base 1 to 2139 and encodes 712 amino acids. NCBI's taxonomy places the organism in Eukaryota, Metazoa, Chordata, Mammalia, Monotremata, Tachyglossidae. The record is from RefSeq and is a predicted model, not a curated record. The transcript is spliced from 11 exons. Gene Ontology annotation, molecular function: DNA binding.
AUGGCUCAGGGGCCGAUGUUCACGGCCAGGAGGCUCCUCGCCUACCCCAGGCCCGGUGGACCAGAACGCUACUUGCAAAUUGCCAAGCUCCACUCUCAGAUCAGCUUGCCAGCCAGGUUUGGGGGCUUGGGCAAGGGGCGGUGGAGAAACACUGUCCUGCCCAAAGUGGCCAGUGACAUCACGGUUCUGGUGCACCUGCGCCUCGUGACCGGAUGGCAUCGUGCACAGCUCGGGGACAGCCAAGUUCGGCGUAAAUCAUGCUUAAGGCCCAAACGCCGAAGAGAGCUGCCCGUAAACCCAACUGCCAGCAACAAGCCCCUAAUAUCAAUCCUGCUGCCUUCCCCAAACUGGAAUGGAGGUGACAAAACCACUCUGAACACCAUCAACCCGUUGCCCACAUCUGCAUCCUUCCUCCUCUGCCCCCGGGCCUCCCUAAGCCUGGAGUGUUGCCAAGACUCUGUUCCUAAGCCUCCUCCUCCAGGAGCCUUUCCCUGUUGUCCCAACUUCUUGAUCCUGCAUUGGCGGGGCCGCCUGUCAGUCGCGGCCGGCGCGGCGGGAGCUGCCCGCCCGUGCCAGGCGCCCUGCCAGCCCCGUGCCCCCCGGUGGAGGCGGAGGAGGAGGAGGUUGGGGAGCCGCGGCGGGAUGGAGGCGGAGGACGGGCCCAGCCUGCCCAAGCUGUACCGGCAGCGCAGCCCGUUCAGCCUUCUCAGGAGCUUCCCGCACCGGAGAGCCGCGCCCGGGCCCCGCUUCGACCGGGCCCAGCCCUUCCCGCCGCCCUUCCCGCCCGGCCGCGUCGCUCCCACCCCGUGCCCCGGCCUCCCGAGGACCGUCGGCUCCUCCGGAUCCUCCGCAAGGGGCGGCCCCAGCCCGGAGGGCACCGGCGCGGGCACCGGAGCGGGCACCGGCGCGGACACCGGCGGGCUGGAGCUCAGCGCAGAGAGCCGCAUGAUCCUAGAUGCCUUUGCCCAGCAGUGCAGCCGGGUUCUCAGCCUUCUGAAUUGCGGGGGGAAACUCCUGGAUAGUGGUCACUCCCCAGCCACAAUUUCAUGCGUGAAGCAGGAAGGCGUGAGUUUCAGCGAGAGGCGAGACCAGUGUCACAUCGGAAAAGGGGUCUCUGGCCAGCCGGUGGACAGCGGAGACCCCGAGGCACGAUACAGGCAAAGGAAACAGCAGACGUCAGCCUUCCUGCGGGUGUUCACUGACUCCCUGCAGAGCUACCUGCUUUCCGGGAGCUUCCCAUCCCAGAAGCCCUCGUCCAUCAGUGACUCCGGCCCCCUGGCCGACGGGGACCCUCUGUCGGCCUCCCCUUCCCACACGUUUGGCGGCUGGGCGUCCCCGGCCACAUCUGAGUCUCACGGUCACCCGUCAUCCUCGACGCUCCCAGAAGAGGAAGAGGAGGAGGAGGAGGAGGAAGAUGAGGAGGAAGGGUACUGUCCUCGGUGUCAAGAACUUGAACAGGAGGUAAUCUCCCUCCAGCAGGAAAACGAGGAGCUGCGGAGGAAACUGGAGAGUAUGCCAGUGCCCUGCCAGACGGUUUUAGAUUACUUGAAGACGGUUCUUCAACACCACAACCAGCUAACGGGGCCCCAGCCAGCAGACCAACCGACAGAGGGGAGCAAGCAACUGCUGAGCAACUAUCCAGUCUACAUCACCAGCAAGCAGUGGGACGAGGCCGUGAACUCCUCCAAGAAAGACGGGCGGCGGCUCCUGCGCUACCUCAUCCGGUUCGUCUUCAGCACGGAUGAGCUUAAGUACUCAUGCGGCCUCGGGAAAAGGAAAAGGUCAGUGCAGUCGGGAGAGACGGGUCCUGAAAGACGCCCUCUGGAUCCAGUUAAAGUAACAUGUCUCAGAGAGUUCAUCAGGAUGCACUGCACCUCCAACCCGGACUGGUGGAUGCCUUCCGAGGAGCAGAUCAAUAAGGUAUUCAGUGACGCGGUGGGACACGCCCGCCAGGGCCGGGCCGUGGGGACUUUCCUGCACAACGGUCACUCGUACUUCGAGGGGAUGGAGCCCCGGCCCCCCCCCGGACGAUGGCGUCUUUGGUGGCGGCUCCCGCGGUGGUGGCUCUGGGGACUGACCAGAACCGAAGCCGAUCCAUUCGAUCCAGCGGGCACGGCUGGCCAGUGGCCGGUUGCAUAGUCAGUAGUGGGAGACGCACUGUUUGCUCGUCGACUGCUGUCAGUUCCCAGAGUCUGGAGCUCUUCGCCUCCAUCAUACUUCUGAACACCACCCACCCCCGUCGCCUUCUCUUUCCCUUCCCUCCUGCCAUGGUCUCCCCCACUGCUUUCUCUCUCCCCCUGCCCUUCCUGCCACGGUCUCUCACCCAAGCAUCCUUGUACCGACGUCUGGAGGGGAAUUUCUUGGUGCCUGUUUCCAACUUUCUGCUAAGUCCUUUACAGAAAACCACAUUGGAUUCUAAGGGCUUGUAUGACAGGGUGGAGAAAUCUGAUAAGUCACGGGAAUCUUUCUGAAAAUCUUUCCCAGUGAGCCAGCCAGUCAGCCCACCAACCUCGGGCCAGCUUGUGGGAGAAGAGUGGGGCCAUCUUUGGGGAUGGCCAGGGGAGAAUCAGGCAGACCCCAGCCAUGUCCCUGGUUCCUCCGGUUCAGCUGGUUCCCUGGGCCUGGCCAGCUGUGGGCGGAGGGCCUGGGACGGAGGGCUGUCCGGUUUACUAUGCAACAGGCUCCCCGACAGUCCCCUAAACGAGGCCCUCUCUGCAUGCCCUCUGCUCUUUCCUGAAGGGGGGCACUGGCCAGGGCAGGGAGGGCAGCGGGGCCAUCUCCCCACCGUGGGUGGGGCAACUGGGAGGUGCCAUCUGACCCUGGGCGCCAGGGUGGGGACUGGCAGGGGUGGUCGGCACCCUCAUUUCCCGGGGCCGAUCACCACAG